Pelmatolapia mariae (spotted tilapia) is the source of this 1113-nucleotide messenger RNA. RefSeq names its product procathepsin L. Lineage: Eukaryota; Metazoa; Chordata; Actinopteri; Cichliformes; Cichlidae. Gene Ontology annotation, cellular component: lysosome. The record is from RefSeq and is a predicted model, not a curated record. Gene Ontology annotation, biological process: positive regulation of peptidase activity; positive regulation of apoptotic signaling pathway; immune response. Gene Ontology annotation, molecular function: cysteine-type endopeptidase activator activity involved in apoptotic process; cysteine-type endopeptidase activity. The transcript is spliced from 5 exons. Bases 30 to 785 code for a protein of 251 amino acids.
UGGCUCUGAACUCUCUGUCAGAUCGCACCAUGUCUGAGCUGGCAACCAUGAGGGGAAGAAAAAGGGGAAAGACCCCAAACAGAGGGCUCCCCUUCCCCUUCAAAGCUUACGAAAGAGUAAAUCUUCCCGAGUCACUCGACUGGAGGCUUUAUGGCGCCGUGACCCCAGUAAAGGACCAGGCCAUCUGUGGCUCCUGCUGGAGCUUUGCCACCACUGGAGCAGUAGAGGGCGCUCUCUUCUUAAAGACGGGCUCCCUGCAGGUUCUGUCUCAGCAGAUGCUGAUCGACUGCUCCUGGGGUUUCGGUAAUAACGGCUGCGAUGGCGGGGAGGAGUGGAGAGCGUACGAGUGGAUCAUGAAGCACGGAGGCAUUGCCACAAUGGAAACAUAUGGCGCCUACAUGGGAAUGAACGGAUUUUGCCACGUGAACUCAUCCGAGCUCACCGCACGUAUCCAGAGCUACACGAACGUCACGUCUGGCGAUCAGCUGGCCCUCAAGCAAGCGCUCUUCAAAAACGGCCCCGUAGCCGUGAGUAUCGACGCAUCACACCGCUCGUUUGUUUUCUACAGCCACGGCGUCUACUACGAACCUGCUUGUGGGAACACUGUGGAUGAUCUGGACCAUGCUGUGCUUGCAGUGGGAUAUGGCACCCUGAAUGGAGAGCCAUACUGGCUCAUCAAGAACUCUUGGUCCACAUACUGGGGCAAUGAUGGCUACAUCCUCAUGUCUAUGAAGGACAACAACUGUGGUGUUGCCACUGAUGCUACAUAUGUUACACUGGCAUAGACUGUGUCUUCUUUUAAAGCCUUUAUGUUGCUGUUGAUGCCACUUCAUGACUGCUGAAUUACACUUAAUCUUGAUGUGUGUGUUAGGCCAGCUUUAUGGGGAAAAAAAUCCUAAGAACUUAUCGUGGACUGAACUAAACAUGACGGCCUGAUUGGGAGGAGACAGCACUACAGUGUGUUGCAUUGAUAACAAGACAAACUGGAUCAUUGUGAAGUAAAAAGUGUUACGUCCCGAUAAUCAAUUUUGUCUCUGUGAUGUUAGUUUUUUUAAUUGCUGCUGGAAGGCAGAAUUUUUAUUGAAAACAAAUUUAAAUAAAUUUGCUGGUCCC